Molecule: messenger RNA, 1530 nt
Organism: Pseudozyma flocculosa PF-1
Lineage: Eukaryota; Fungi; Basidiomycota; Ustilaginomycetes; Ustilaginales; Ustilaginaceae
Exons: 3
Coding region: 1-1530 (509 amino acids)
Biological process (GO): monosaccharide transmembrane transport
Cellular component (GO): membrane
Molecular function (GO): hexose transmembrane transporter activity
Source: RefSeq, a predicted model, not a curated record
AUGCCAUCGCAGACCGCAGCCACCCACCCCAGCCGGACAACGCCACGCUUCACCCUCGUCCUCCUCUGGAUCCUCGCUUCCGCCUACACCUACGGCUUCGGCAUCUCGGAACUCAACCCACUCCAACCCAUCCUCACCUGCCAGCUGAACCACACUUCGAGCCAAGCCACACUGCCAUCCCUCGCCCAUCCUCCUUCCGGCUGCAUCCCGCUCACCGAAUCCCAAUUCGGCCUCAUCACCAGCCUAUUCACCCUCGGCGGCCUCGCUUCGUCCCUUUCCAUCUCUGCCAUCGCAAACAGCCGCGGCUGGGGGCGCCGCACCUCCAUCACCCUCUCGGCCUUCUUUGGUCUCGUCGGCAGCAUCGUCCUCACCUCAGCCCGCUCCGUCGCCCCGCUAGCCAUCGGUCGCCUCUUCCAGGGCCUCGGAUCGGGCAUCGGCGUCGUCGUCGUCCCAAUCUACAUCAACGAGAUCUCGCCCGCUUCCCUCCAAGGCUCCAACGGCGUCCUCAACCAGCUCUCAAUCGUCGUCGGCAUCUUUACCGCACAGGCACUCGGCGCCUCCCCACUCGGCAGCGAUGGCAACACGUGGCGCUGGAUCCCAGCCACAUCGGCCCUUAUCUCGGCCACCCAGCUCCUCGCCGGGUUCGUCGUCGCCGUCGAGAGUCCAGGCUGGCUCCAGGGCGAGGGUCGCAAGAGCGGAUCAGACCAACAGGCCGACGAGGUCAGGAGGCUCCUCUGGUCCGCAAAGGAGCUCGAUGCUCACCGCGAGGACACCGGCAGGCGCACCGCGCCGUCUGGUGCCGAGGCAGAGGCCGAUGCUGAUGCCGACGUCGACGAAAGGCAGGGCCUCUUGGCCGACGGGUCAGGCUCGGGACAGCACAGCGCACACAGUAGCGUCAGUCUCAGGGAGAUCUUCACCGACCCAGCCAUCCGGCCCGGUACGCUCAUGGUCGUCUUUACGCAGCUCGCGCAGCAGCUCAGCGGAGUAAACGCCGUUCUCUACUACAGCACCGGCAUCCUGUCGACGAUCCUGCCGUCGCUCGCCGGCUCCAUCGGCAUCCUGAUCACCGUCAUCAACAUGCUCAUGACGUUCCCGCCCAUCCUCCUCAUUUCCGAGGACCGCCUGGGCAGGCGCAACCUCAUGGUCCUCUCGGCGGCCGUCAUGAGCGUCUCGUCGCUCUUGCUCGGCGUGGCCAUCGUCUACGACAUUGCCAUCCUCAGCGCGGUCUGCAUCGUCGUCAUGGUGGCCGGCUUCUCGGUCGGCCUCGGUCCCAUCCCCUUCGUCAUCCUGCCCGAACUGGUGCCGAGUCGCGCCGUAUCGACAACGACAAGUCUGGGCCUGAGCCUCAACUGGUCCGGCAACUUUCUCAUCGGCGCCGCCUUUCUCCCGCUCAAAAACUUCCUCGCCGGCUUCGACCACAGGCAUACGGGCGGCGCCGUCUUCUGGCUCUUCACCCUCUCCAACGCCGUCACUGCCCUCGUCGUCGCUAGAUUCUACCGGUACGCGCCGCCCCAGUCGUCGCAGCGGUAG